Messenger RNA from Carassius auratus (goldfish), 798 nucleotides. RefSeq lists its product as uncharacterized. The coding region runs from base 103 to 798 and encodes 231 amino acids. Lineage: Eukaryota; Metazoa; Chordata; Actinopteri; Cypriniformes; Cyprinidae. The transcript is spliced from 3 exons. The record is from RefSeq and is a predicted model, not a curated record.
AUUUAUUUAUUUAUUUACGUUUUUAAGAUCUUUCAGUUCAGCCAAAGAUGUUCUUAUGAAUGCUUUUCAGGUGUGUUUGGUGAUACAGAUGUAGUGUCAGUGAUGGAGGGAGACUCUGUCUCUCUUAACUCUAAUGUUACUGAAGUACAGAGAGAUGAUCAGAUUCUGUGGAUGUUUGGACCUAAAGAGAGGAGAAUAGCUGAACUCUAUAAGAACAGCUUUGAUAUGUUUAACAGUAAUGAGAUAUUUGGAGACAGACUGCAGCUGGACUCUUUCACUGGAUCUCUGAUCAUCAGAAACAUCAGAAGAACAGACUCUGGACUUUAUAAACUACAGAUCCGCAGCGACAGAGGAAACUCAGACAAGACAUUCAGUGUUACUGUCUACGCUCCUCUGCCUGUUCCUGUCGUCACCAGUAACUCUUCAAUCUGUUCUUCUUCAUCAUCAUCAUCAGUGUCUAAUUGUUCACUGCUGUGUUCAGUUGUGAAUGUGAGUGCUGUGACUCUCUCCUGGUACAAAGGAAACAGUUUAUUGUCCAGCAUCAGUGUGUCUGAUCUCAGCAUCAGUCUCUCUCUACCUCUGGAGGUGGAAUAUCAGGAGAACAACAUCUACAGCUGUGUGAUCAACAAUCCCAUCACAAACCAGACUCAACACAACAUCAACAUCACUCAACUCUGUCACACAUGUGCAGGCUUGUAUGGCAGUUCUGUGGGUGUGACUCCAUCCCUGAUUUAUGCUGUGGUGGGCGUGGCCGCUGUUGCUCUAAUGGUUUGUUAUGUCAGAUCUAGAAGGGACUGA